AUUAACUAACAUUUUGUAAUCAUGUCGUUGAUAUUUAAACAAGUAAUGCCUAACCUUUUUCGAGUAUUGCCAGCUGCAAGUUAUAAAAUGGUUAUUGUAGUAAGAACUGAUAUAUCUAUGGGUACAGGAAAAAUAGCUGCACAAUGUGCUCAUGCCGCAGUAGAAUGUUAUAGAAAUACACCAAUUAAUCCAAUGAAACAGUAUAUGUUUCGAAGUUGGUUAUAUAAUGGUCAACCAAAAGUAGUUCUUCAAGUAUCAAGUGAAUAUAAAUUAUUAGAGUUAGAACAGAAUGCUAAAAAAAUUGGUCUAGUCACAGCGGUAAUAAAAGAUGCGGGUAGAACUCAAUUAAAACCUGGAACUAUUUCAGUACUUGGAAUUGGACCGGAUCUAAGUACAGAAGUAAAUAGGGUUACUUCUCAUUUACAAUUGUUAUAAAAUUCCAAGGAAUUGUAGACAAAUAAUACAUUUUCU
Polistes dominula (European paper wasp) is the source of this 471-nucleotide messenger RNA. Its product is annotated as peptidyl-tRNA hydrolase 2, mitochondrial. Gene Ontology annotation, molecular function: peptidyl-tRNA hydrolase activity. The record is from RefSeq and is a predicted model, not a curated record. NCBI's taxonomy places the organism in Eukaryota, Metazoa, Arthropoda, Insecta, Hymenoptera, Vespidae. Gene Ontology annotation, cellular component: cytosol.